GCCGCCGCCGGGAGGGCCAUGGCGGAGGGGCUGGGAGCCGGGCGGACGUUCAGCCGCCCCACGCCGCCGCCGCAGACGGGCUGGGAGCGGCUCAGCGAGCUGUGGAGGCGCGACGAGCUGCAGCGGUACCCGGAGGAGACUGUGAACAUCAUCAAGUCGGCGUUCACCGGGGGCCUGGUCGGCUGGCUGUACGGCGGCCUGCCCGCCUUCCGCCAGGCGCGGAGGGCCUUCAUCGAGGGCAGCCAGGGAGAGGUGUUCCAGAACCGCGCCGAUGCGGUGCAAUCUGCACACCGUGCUGGGCUCAGGAGCUUCAUCCGCUAUGGCUGGCGCUGGAGCUGGAGGGUGGCCACCUUCGUGACCAUAUUCAACAUGGUGAGCACCGGUCUGUCAGUGUACCGCGAUAAAACCACCAUCAGUAAUUUUGCUUCAGCAGGAGCCUUCACGGGAGCUCUCUUCAGAAUGCAUUUGGGCCUGUCUGGGCUGGCAGGCGGCUUCCUGUUCGGAACAGCCUUUGGGAUCCCUGCAGGGGGCCUCCUAAUGAUUGCACAGAAACUUGCUGGUGAGACUUUGCAAGAGAAGCGAAAUCGUGAGCGCAGGGAGCAGUAUGAACAGAAAUUAGCAGAGUGGCAAUCCAGGCUAAGUGUAACUGAAGACUUGGGCAAAAUGGAAAGUGAUGCCCGGGGACAAUCACAGACAGAAAAUAGCAGGAGAAUCUAGGAGCUGCUGAGUCUUCCUCAGAUCUCUGUCCCACAGGGGAAGAGUGGGCGUACAGAAAAUGUCAGUGUGACGGCACAUCAUGGGUUGCAUGAGGUUCUCUGCGCCUUGCCCAUAAGAGUCUCCUUUGCCGCCAAAAGGAGAACAAAAACCUCCGCGGCAGUACAUAUACAAGGGCUGGAAACUCCUGCUGAUGUCACAUCUACCCUUACAAGGCGCUGCAGCCUUGAAACUGCAACCCGAGCGCUGAGGGCCUGAAGGAAUCAAAGUCCAUGAAGAGUCAUUCAGCCCCACAAAAGUCCCCUUUCACUUUAAAGGUGAACUGCAAAGCAAAAAUGAAAACUCAGUUCUCUCCCAUUUCCGUGUUGAACGCUCUCCGUAGCCAGGCUGUGGGGGAGGCAUCCACCAUGGAAAUAAUUUUUGAAUGACUUUUCUAGAAAAAGAAAUAAGCUGCCCUCCUGCCCUUGGUGAAGCCCACCCUCUCCCUCACCGUGUGCUCGUGUUGCUCCCUCACUGACAGUCUGCAGCGUGCGGCCAAUGCUGACCCCUUUCCCCAGGCAGAGAAGCGGGCUCCAUUCAAACUGCUGCUGUGCUGCAGCUGCCCCCAAAGCGGGGCUAAUUGGAACAGAAAGGUGAGCUUAGAGAAAGAAGCGUUGGUUUUGUUCGCUCUGAGAGUCAGAAAGCAGGAAGGCCGUUGGGUCUUUAACCAACAUCUUUAGUCUUUCACCAAAUCUUCAACAAACCCACACGGAGGGAAAGACCCUGCCUGGUGGGCCCAGAAACCUUUACCCCUCUGGAGGCGGCGCAUAAGGCAGCACGUCUGCACACUUCUUCAGCUGGAACUUCUGCAGAAAGCUCUCGGGCAAACUGUCAGGCAUUUCUAUUAGCUUGAACAUUCGGAAAUUUCGAAAAACUGAAUCUUUUUAAAGGGCUAAACACUCCCCACUGGUCUUUACCCCAGGUCAUUUUACUGGCGAGGGAUCUGAAUCUUUCAAAGAUUUCCACAGGAAAUGUCCUGUGCAACACGUGAAUACUGGAAGAAAAACUUUAAGCUAAACCAACUGCUCUGCGCUGCUCCAGCAAAGCAAAGCAGCUGCUGUCUGAGCUUGGUUAGCUUCUGUCACAGUGACCUCCUAACAGGUCACGUUCAUUUACUCAUCCCAGAUGUGGCGGGAGAGCAGAGAACUCCUUUGUGUUCUGAAGAAAACCUGCCUCCCACUUUAUUUGGCUGCGGCUCCAUUCAGUCUCGUUUCCUCCUACACGCUCACACUUGUCAGUGUGCCACAGCAAUGAGAGGAGAGGAUCAUUCCUAGUUUACAGUGAUGUCAUGGCAGGCCCAAGGCAGGGAGAGGGUUGGAAGAGGUUUUCUAAACGUUUGGCUCUGCUUGCUUGUGCAGUGUAACAGCAGCGUGAGCUGUGCUCCCCACCUCCGUGUGCCCCCGUCCUCACAGCCACACUCCUGCUAACAGAGCAGUAACUGCCCUUGGAGAAUAACUCCUUGAAAUCCUGUGGUUCAGGCUGUGAAAACCAGAGACCUUCCUGUGUCUACAGGCAUUUCACACCCUCCUUCCAUACCAUGAAAGCAUCCAGAAGGGCACGGGAGGUCGCGCUGUGACUGAGUCGCUGCUCUGUCAUAAACCUGGCUUUAAUGAGAAAGAAACUCCGCCGAUCACAAAAACUUCCAUGAUCUGUGAUUAGUGACUGAGAAGGAGAAGGGGAAUCUGAAGUGCUUUGCUGAAGGGGCUCAGAGCAGCACCAGGGCCACGACAUCCAGCUGAUCCUUCUCCCUUUGUUCCUGCCCUCCACAGCCCUGUCUGGGAACUUCUUGAGAUAAAAAUCUGCCACUCUCUGAGUCACGCGGGCCCUGAGCGGGGACAAGUCCACCGCCUGGGUAUGUCCAGUCUGCUUUGCUUAGAAGAUGAGUAAGACUGCAACUCCUCACUGCAAGCUAGUUGGCAAAUGUCUAACCUCGGCACUAGCUGGACCACCUCUGAGUGAGGGGCUGGAGAUGGGCUGCAAAAGCACUUGGGAAAUGAUGGCGUUGACCAAAUAGUUUCUUAAUAUCUCCCCCUUUGCUGCAGAGUCCUCCGCAUGGGGGUUUCAUGGGGAGGAAAGGGUGGAGGGCAUUCUCAUGUGUUGUUGGCGUGCAUUGGGAGGGACACUGGCGGUGGGGACGGAAGGACAUUUCUGACUUGGGGAAAGGAGCUGAGGGAAGUCUGUCUGAGCCUUCCCCCUUCUCCAUUCCCAGUACCAGGAGCGGGUGACCCAGCCAGAGGAAAAGGCGGGGGAAACACUGAAUGUGGAUGCCCACAGAAGAUUUGCAUGUUUUUGUUCCUUUUGAGAUCAAAUUCCUGCAACUGGCUGAGCACUCUUAACCACUCCCAGGUUCCAGCAGAAACUGGAUGUGGCAGUUGUGUAAGACAGGCCUUUGGGGGGGGAUUUGUAGCACAUGAAGCCAAAAAUAAACUUGUUAAUUCUUUUCCCC
Messenger RNA from Gallus gallus (chicken), 3199 nucleotides. RefSeq names its product translocase of inner mitochondrial membrane domain containing 1 (gene TIMMDC1). Gene Ontology annotation, cellular component: mitochondrion. The coding region runs from base 19 to 717 and encodes 232 amino acids. NCBI's taxonomy places the organism in Eukaryota, Metazoa, Chordata, Aves, Galliformes, Phasianidae. The transcript is spliced from 8 exons. The record is from RefSeq and is a predicted model, not a curated record.